Molecule: messenger RNA, 228 nt
Organism: Soboliphyme baturini
Lineage: Eukaryota; Metazoa; Nematoda; Enoplea; Dioctophymatida; Soboliphymatidae
Source: the annotation of a GenBank genome assembly
CAGCUGAUCGAAGGCGGGCUGCGCCAGUAUGGCUAUGGUGGAAACAUCCUACGAGUACGGUCAAAACGUGAGUCAAGCGCCGCCAUUGCCAUUGACAGCAAAGAACCGACGGAAAUACGUACCAACGUAAAGGUGGCAUGGCAUCAUCACGUAAUUUACGGUAUGAAACUUCGAGGAGUGACAAAAGAUUUGACCGAGGACAAACGAGUGAAGACGGUUCACAGUUGA